AUCACAGCAUCCCCGGGAAGGACCCUCCCAGGGCGGGGGGCAGCACAGGUGUUCCGUAUCACAGCAUCCCGGGAAGGACCCUCUGAGGGUGGGGGCAGCACCGGUGUUCCACAUCACAGCAGCCCUGUUUAUUUGCUGGUUUAUUUCUGGUGGGGAAACCCCUUAAGAUGCAGAGAGGAUGCAGUCACCUGGGUUUCCCAGAAGGCCUUGGGCAGUGGUGGGGACCUGUUUAUCCGGGAAUUGUUGUGGGGAGUGAGGAGGCGCCCUGCGGAGCCUCGGGAUGAUGGGAAACGGGGCUGGUGAGGGCAACGGGGCAGGGGCAGUGCAGGGUUCAGAAGGAAGGUGGCGCGUGGGCACAUUUUCCUGGUAACUGGUUCACAUGGCUGCCGAUUGCAGCUCCUGUUAGCCACAGGCAGCGAUACCAGCUGCCGCAGACCAAGGCCAACCCAGCACCGGCCAGAACUUGGCAGCCAGGGGCGUCUCCAGUGCUGGGGGCACACGUGGCCCGGGAGGCCGUUUCCAGCUCAUUCCUGCACCUCCCAAACUGCAUCAAGAGGAGCUCCUUUCUCACGCCAAAGGGUGCAGAAAGCUGCCAGGGCAUGAAUUUAAGGAUGAACAAGGUCAGGCUCCAGGACCAACGUGGAGACCCCCUGUGGAAUCCAUCGGGGCCACUCGGCUGCAAAUGGCAGGGGACAUGGCUGACACGAGAGGGGGCAGGGCGGGGUGACCUGGGACCCCAGUGUCUGACUCGGCCUCCGCGUCUCAGCUCCACUCUCCACUGUGUGGCCCCAUCUCGGUGGGCCCUGCCUUCUUCACAGCCCCGACGCCACACUGCUGAAGCGGCAGCUUUUCCUUCCAACGGUUCUAGAAAGGGCAGGAACCGAGUCCCUGACACACCAGCCCCUUGGAUACCACUUGGCCACUCCCACGGAGGCCACUCACACUGUGUGGCUGAAGCCUCGAGGUCACCAGGCGGAGGCGCGGAGAUGCCCCUGCACCCGCUGGGGGACAAGCCGCUCACCUUUCCCGGCCCCAAUUCAGCCAUGGAAAACGGGCUUGACCACAGCACGCCCCUGAGCCCCGGCUCCCUGCGCUCCGCUGCCCAUAGUCCCCUGGACACCAGCAAACAGCCCCUCUGCCAGCCCUGGGCCGAGAAGCGUGGCGCCCGGGGGACCCACGAGGUGCGGUACGUCUCGGCCGGGCAGAGCGUGGCGUGCGGCUGGUGGGCCUUCGCACCCCCGUGCCUGCAGGUCCUCAAUACGCCCAAGGGCAUCCUAUUCUUCCUGUGCGCGGCCGCAUUCCUGCAGGGGAUGACCGUGAACGGCUUCAUCAACACAGUCAUCACCUCCCUGGAGCGUCGCUAUGACCUGCACAGCUACCAGAGCGGGCUCAUCGCCAGCUCCUACGACAUCGCCGCCUGCCUCUGCCUCACCUUCGUGAGCUACUUCGGGGGCUCAGGGCACAAGCCACGCUGGCUGGGCUGGGGCGUGCUGGUCAUGGGCACGGGGUCGCUGGUGUUCGCCCUGCCCCACUUCACAGCUGGCCGCUACGAGGUGGAGGCGGACACGGGCGUCAGGACGUGCCCUGCCAACCCCAGCGUGGCGUGUGCGGACCGUACCUCGGGCCUGUACCGCUACCAGCUGGUCUUCAUGCUGGGCCAGUUCCUGCAUGGCAUGGGCGCCACCCCCCUCUACACGCUGGGCGUCACCUACCUGGAUGAGAAUGUCAAGUCCAGUUACUCGCCCGUCUACAUUGCCAUCUUCUACACCGCAGCCAUCCUGGGCCCCGCUGCUGGCUACCUGAUCGGAGGUGCCCUGCUGAACAUCUACACGGAAGUGGGCCGACGGACGGAGCUGACUACCGAGAGCCCGCUGUGGGUCGGUGCCUGGUGGGUCGGCUUCCUGGGCUCCGGGGCUGCUGCCUUCUUCACCGCCGUUCCCAUCCUUGGUUACCCUCGGCAGCUGCCAGGCUCCCAGCGCUACGCGGUCAUGAGAGCGGCGGAAAUGCACCAGUUGAAGGACGGCAGCCACGGGAAGGCGAGCAACCCAGACUUCGGGAAAACCAUCAGAGACCUGCCUCUCUCCAUCUGGCUCCUCCUGAAGAACCCCACGUUCAUCCUGCUGUGCCUGGCUGGAGCCACUGAGGCCACACUCAUCACCGGCAUGUCCACGUUUAGCCCCAAGUUCUUGGAGUCCCAGUUCAGCCUGAGUGCCUCGGAAGCUGCCACCUUGUUUGGGUAUCUGGUGGUGCCAGCAGGCGGUGGCGGCACCUUCCUGGGUGGCUUCUUUGUGAACAAGCUCAGGCUCCGGGGCUCCGCGGUCAUCAAGUUCUGCCUGUUCUGCACCGUCGUCAGCCUGCUGGGCAUCCUCGUCUUCUCCCUCCACUGCCCCGGUGUGCCCAUGGCGGGCGUCACAGCCAGCUACAGCAGGAGCCUCCUGCCCGAAGGCCACCUGAACCUAACGGCACCCUGCAACACUGCCUGCGGCUGCCAGCCGGAGCACUACAGCCCUGUGUGUGGCUCAGACGGCCUCAUGUACUUCUCGCUGUGCCAUGCGGGGUGCCCUGCAGCCACUGAGAUGAAUGUGGAUGGCCAGAAGGUGUACCGAGACUGUAGCUGUAUCCCUCAGAAUGUUUCCUCUGGUUUUGGCCAUGCCACUGCAGGGAAAUGCACUUCAACUUGUCAGAGAAAGCCCCUCCUUCUGGUUUUCAUAUUCGUUGUAAUUUUCUUUACAUUCCUCAGCAGCAUUCCUGCACUAACGGCAACUCUACGAUGUGUCUGUGACCCUCAGAGAUCCUUUGCCCUGGGAAUCCAGUGGAUUGUAGUUAGAAUACUAGGGGGCAUCCCGGGGCCCAUCGCCUUCGGCUGGGUGAUCGACAAGGCCUGUCUGCUGUGGCAGGACCAGUGUGGCCAGCAGGGCUCCUGCUUGGUGUACCAGAACUCGGCCAUGAGCCACUACAUCCUCAUCAUGGGGCUCCUGUACAAGGUGCUGGGCGUCCUCUUCUUUGCCACAGCCUGCUGUUUAUACAAGCCCCUGUCGGAGUCUUCAGAUGGCCUGGAAGCUUGUCUGCCCAGCCAGUCCUCGGCCCCUGGCAGUGCCACAGAUAGCCAGCUCCAGAGCAGCAUCUGACCACCGCCCACGCCCACCCGGCCACAGCAGGCACUCAGCAUUUCCUGAUGACAGAACGGUGCCCUUGGGUGAUGCAAUCACAUGGAAACUUCUAUUUGACCUGCAACCUUCUAGUUAACCUGUGGUUUAAAGUCAGCUGUGAACUCCUGUCCCGAGCUGUACAGCCCUUCAGUGGGUGGGAGGAACUUGCACAAAUAUAUAUUUAUGGACACAUAUUUUGCAUCAGAAGAUAUUUAUAGAAUGUAUUUUAUACCUGAUCGUGUGUGGUAUGCGUGAGGGCAAGCUCUGAGGGGCUGAAUCCCACUGGGAGGGUGCGGGCCUGCAACCCAAGGAAGGCUUGUGUGUCCUCAGUGAAAGCUGUGCAUAUCUAAAUAUAUUUUGUAUUUAAGCCUG
Macaca mulatta (Rhesus monkey) is the source of this 3521-nucleotide messenger RNA. Lineage: Eukaryota; Metazoa; Chordata; Mammalia; Primates; Cercopithecidae. The record is from RefSeq and is a predicted model, not a curated record.